This is a messenger RNA of Eimeria tenella, 2757 nucleotides long. Its product is annotated as cyclin, N-terminal domain-containing protein, putative. Bases 1 to 2757 code for a protein of 918 amino acids. Lineage: Eukaryota; Apicomplexa; Conoidasida; Eucoccidiorida; Eimeriidae. The record is from RefSeq and is a predicted model, not a curated record. The transcript has a single exon.
AUGGCAGCAGCGCUGAGUGCUUCGCUGCAGCAGCACGCGCUGCCGCGCCGCCUGCAGCAGCAGCAGCAGCUGCUGCUGCAGCUGCACGCGCAGCAGCAGCCGCUGCAGGCGCCCCACGCCCAGCAGCGCGGCCGCUUCCCCCGCCACGCCGAACUCCACGCCCAGCAGCAGCAGCUGCUGCUGCAGCAGGCUGCUGCGCCCGACGCGCAGCAGCAGACGGCCCGCAGCCACAACCCCCACACCCACCGCCAGCUGCAGCACGAACGCCCCAAGCAGCAGCACCAGCAGCAGCAGCAGCAGGAAGAGGCCCCGGGAACCCGCGCAGCGGAAGCCUUCCCCCCCGAGGCCGGACUCCAGGACCAGCAGCUGCAGCACCAGCAGAUCCAGCAGCAGCACAGCCAGCAGCAGCACAGCCAGCAGCAGCAGCUCCAGCUGCAGCUGGCCAUGGUCGCCUACGCAGCAGACCGGGGCCCGCACAGCCACCGCAGCAGCUGCAGCGACAGCAGCUGCAGCGGAGGCACCAGCUGCUGCUGCUGCUGCUGCAGCUGCGCCUGGCAGCAAAGCCAAGCAGACGGCAGCACUGUUGCUUCUUCUGGGGGCCUCCGGCUAAGCGAGUCCGUCGAGACGCCUAGCAGCAGCAGCAGCGCAGCAGCAGCAGCAACUCUUGUUGCAGCAGCAGCAGCCUGCGAAGACUCCCCACUGGCGGCUCAACCGGCCAGGGGCCGCAGCUUCCAGCAGCCCCAACUGCAGCAACAGCAGUUGCAGCAGCAACAGCUGCUGCAGCAGCAGCAGUUGCAGCAGCAACAGCUGCAGCAGCAGCAGCUGCAGCAGCAACAGCAGCUCCAGCAGUUGCAGCAGCAGCAGCAGCUCCAGCAGCAACAGCUCCAGCAGCAGCAGCUGCAGCAACAGCAGUUGCAGCAGCAGCUGCAGCAGCAGCAGCUGCAGCAGCAGCAGCUGACCUUGCAAGCACAUGCAUGUGGCAGCAACAGUUGGUGUGUCGCCAGCAGCAGCUACGCCGAGCAGCACCACAGCACUGCAGCAGCCGGCGCAGCAACAGCAGCAGCAGGGUACGGCGUGCAGCCUCGACAUUUUGUGGUGCUUGGACAAGACCAGCGGCAGCAGCAACAGCAGCAGCAGCAGCACUCAGGGGUAUGGGGUAUGCUCUGUCACCCAGAGGAGGACUGCUGCGCCCCUGCAAGCGAACAGCAGCAAUACGGACCACUACUGGGGCAGCAGCAGCAGCAGCAGCAGCACUAUUGCCAGAACGGGCUGCAGCAACGGCUGCAGCUGCAACUGGCGCAGCAUUUGCAGCAGCAGCAGCAGCUGCUGCAGCUGCGGCUGCAGUCUCGGGAGCACCGCUGCCAGGCAGUCAGUGCCCGGCCGCGGCGCAUCGUACGAGCUGCUGCUGCUGCUGCUGCUGUUGCUGCUGCUGCUGCUAGUGGGUCUUACUCUGUUUCUGAGGAAGAUACACCUCUGGGGGCUCCAGCAAAAAGGCGGGGAGACACAAAGAGCAGCACCUCAGCAGCAGCAUGUGUGAGGGGCUCCGAGUGCCUCUGCAGCAGAGACGCAGCAGCAGCAGCAGCUGCUGCUGCUGCUGCUGCUGCUGCAGGCAGUAGUACAACCAGCAGCAGCGGGGGUGGAGCUGGUGCUUCGGCAGCAGCAGCAGGGAGAGCCGGCGGGUCCUUCUUGUCGGGCCCCGCAGCAAAGCCGAGCUUGUCUUGCAGCAGCAGCAGCAGCUGCUGCUGCUGCUGCUCCACAGUCUCCCCCUCAAUGGGGCACGCAACUGGCAGCACUUGCUGCGCCUCUGAGGCUCCUUCGCCCACUUCCCCAGCCUGUUACACUUCGCCGCAGCAGCAGGAGUUUGCUGCUGCGCAGCCAGCAGCAGCAGCAGCAGCAGCAGCAGCAGCAGACGGGGAGGGGUGCUGCGGUGACGAUGCCUUCACCCAGAGACUGAUCACUCGCCUGCAACAGCAGCAGCAGCAGCAACGGUCUUUGUUCCUGCAGCAGCAGCAGCAGCAGCAGCGAGCUCUCAUGCGUCUGCAAUUUCCAGGGGCCACGGCCUCCCACACUCAGCAACAGCAACAGCAGCAACAGCAGCAGCAGCAGCAGCAGCAGCCUCUCGCAGACCCUUGCGCCACACCAACGGAAGCUGGGUACUGCAGCAGUUCUUUGAGGGACCAACGGUUGCUGACGGUUUUGCGUGGGCAGCAGCACUUGCUGCAGCAGCGGCUGCAGCAGCAGCAGCACCUUCUGCGACACCAAAGGCUAGCCAUUCAGCAGCAGCAGCAGCUGCUGCUGUGGCUGCGCCACAGCACCAGCAGCAGCAGCUGCAGUCCCAGCGAAGUGCUGCAGUAUUCAUCAGCUUCCAGGCUGUAUGAGGCAGAGCAGGCGCAGCAGCAACAGCAACAGCAGCAGCAGCAGCAGCAGUUGCUAGUGCCGCAGCAGUUGCUGCGGCAGCAGAUUGUGCGUGAACAACGUUUUAAGCAACAGCAGCUCCAGAGGAGCUGGUGCCACCGUGUCGCCGGGCAGCAGCAGCAGCAGCAGCUGGUGCAGCAGCAGGAGCUCCGGCAGCACCCGCUGCAGCAGCAGCAGCUGCAGCAACCGGCCCGCCCAGUGCUCUUGGGCGGCGCAGACCCCAGCGGCAAUGUGGGUAUUUCAGCAGCAAAAGCGGCAGCAGCAGCAGCAGCUGCUGCUGCUGCUACUAAGUCAAACGACUCGCAUCAGCCUGCUUCCUCUCCCAGGAACUGCGGCGCAUAG